Tribolium madens (black flour beetle) is the source of this 1748-nucleotide messenger RNA. RefSeq names its product putative acyl--CoA ligase YdaB. Gene Ontology annotation, biological process: long-chain fatty acid metabolic process; fatty-acyl-CoA biosynthetic process. Lineage: Eukaryota; Metazoa; Arthropoda; Insecta; Coleoptera; Tenebrionidae. Bases 101 to 1735 code for a protein of 544 amino acids. The record is from RefSeq and is a predicted model, not a curated record. Gene Ontology annotation, molecular function: long-chain fatty acid-CoA ligase activity. The transcript is spliced from 5 exons.
UUGUCAUUUUGAAGAGACAUUUUUGCCAAAAAUAAGAAUAAUGUAAAUACCUGUCAAAUUUUUUUGAGUAAAACCACACUUUUAUGUAACUAAAAUUAUCAUGGAGCCUCCAGAAAAAGGUGCCAGCAAACCCUGCCUUGAAGGACCAAUUGUUAAAAUCAGUGAAAACUAUGGCGGACUUGGAGCCCAUUUUUUGGACAGAUUAUUUGAAAAUUUAAACAAAAUUAACCAGAUAGACACAGUAACUGGUAUAACAGAAAGCAACGGUUCCGUUCGUUCGAGAGCCAUUCAGAUAGCUCACGAAAUUCGCCAUUUGGGAGUAGUCGAAAAUGAUAUAGUUGUGAUAUGUUGCCGAAGUCACGCUGACCAAACCAUAGUAGUCCUCGCUUGCCUCCUCAUUGGUGCAAUUGUAGCCCCCAUAGAUGCAGAACUGCACCAUAAAGAAUGUGUGGGAAUCGUGACGCAACUUAAACCAAAAAUGUGCUUUUGUGAUUUGCGAACUUUGAAACAAAUUGAACGAAUUCUCGCUGAAACAGGAAUUAAGUCUAAAUUGGUGCAUUUUGGAGACCAACAACAGUACGCUUUAGCAUUCCGAAAACUAUUAUCAAAUAGACAAUAUCCAGAAGAUUUUAAACCUAUAAUUGUUGAACAACCAAGAAAAAAAGUUGCUUUUAUUCUGGCUACACAAGGAACAACUGACACGCCAAGACUAGUCUGCCUCUCACAUCAUUUUAUUUAUUGCCAAAUAUUGGUUUUCCUUCAAACUUUGGGUUCUCCGGAAAAAAUAAUUUCGUAUUAUCCGUUAUCGUGGGUGAUGCAGGUCGUUCUGAUGUGUUUAUGUUUUGAAGUUCCGGUAGUAAGAGUUUUGACCGGAGCUUUUGUUGAAAGGACGGCUUGUAAAUUAAUUCAUGACCUCAAAAUUGAUACCGCUUUUCUCAACACGGAACUUGCGUUGCAGCUGGUGGAGCAUGUGGCUGUAAAAGAUUUUAAUUUAUCGUGUCUGAAGUGUGUUUUUAUCGGAAGUUUAGCGACAACUUCGCACGAUAUCAAAAUUCUUGUUACUCGUUUACCGAAAGUUAGGUUUUCCCAAAUGUACUGCACCACUGAAACAGGAGUAGCCAUUGCAUGCCCUCCUAGGGACUACAGCGAGUCUUUAGAACGUUGCGGAACUGUGGGAAAAGUUGUGGAAAAUUGUAAACUUAGAGUCGUUGACAUUGACACUCGAGUUGAUGUUGAUGCUGAAUGUUCUGGAGAACUGCUUGUUACAAGCGACUGUUUGAUGCUUGGAUAUUUUAAAAACUUGAGUGCAACUCAAGCAGUGAUGGAAGGAGGAUAUUUUAAAACUGGUGAUAUUGCCAGGUAUGACGCUUCCGGCUGGUUGUAUAUUGAGGGAAGAAUUUGCGAAUUUAUAUAUGUACAAGGUUGUAAAGUAUCACCACGAAAACUUGAAGAAUUAAUAAUGACACAUCCGUUUGUAAAAGACACAGCCGUUGUUAGCAACGAUAAAGAAGUGGUAGCUUGUGUGAUAACUAAAGCCGACACAAAACUUGACGAAAAUAGAUUGAUAACGUUUAUUUCCGAGAGGCUUCCUGUACAGAAUUGGCCUACUCGUAUCGUAUUUAUGACAGAUUUUCCAACAACUCCUCUAGGAAAAAUUCGACGAGACGUAUUGAAGGAAGAAGUCUUGACAGUCAAGAUCGAACACAGCGAAAGCCAGUGGCAUGUUUUAGGCUGACCUAAAUACAAUA